This is a messenger RNA of Bactrocera neohumeralis, 3872 nucleotides long. Its product is annotated as actin-binding protein IPP. Lineage: Eukaryota; Metazoa; Arthropoda; Insecta; Diptera; Tephritidae. The transcript is spliced from 6 exons. Gene Ontology annotation, molecular function: protein binding. The record is from RefSeq and is a predicted model, not a curated record. Bases 294 to 2183 code for a protein of 629 amino acids.
AGCGGUGUUAAAAAAAUAAAAAUAUGUUAUUUUCUCUUAGCUGUGAAGGAAUUUCUCUACGCAAUAUAAUCGCUGUUUUGACUAUAUGUAUGCGAGUAUAAUAAAAACCGCCCACCACCCAUCACCAAUAUUUUCUUUUUACGAGCCUGCGAGCGUUACAAAAUUGUAAUUCACAACACUAAAUUUGAGACCGACGAUAGUGCCAGUGGCCAACAGCGCCAAUUAAAGUUAAUUAAAUAUUAAAACAUUUAAUCACGCCAAAACAACGGUUUAAGUCUAAGGAUCACAUAAUAAUGCCACCAUUGAAGACAUACUCGCCACACAACGAAUUCAAUGCAAAUUGUCACAAUGGCAAUAGUACAACUGACGAAGGUGAAAGUAAUACAUCGGCCGCUGCCGCAACAGCAUCUUCAAACCUAAGUGAUAUUUGUGGUGCUGUAAGUAAUGCAGGUGCACAACAACGCGCUUCACUGCCUUGUUACAGCAAUGCACAAUUUCCAUUCAAAGUGCUAGCUAAUUUAAAUCAAUUACGUGCAGAAUCGCGUUUCUGUGACGUAGAAAUUGUUGCUGGUGGUAUUACAUUCAAUGCACAUAGGGCAGUAUUAAGCGCGGCCAGCGCCUACUUUGAGGCAAUGUUCCGCCCUGAACUUGGUUUGAAUGAAGUGAAUCAAAAGUCAGUGGUGUUGCACACCAUAGAUGGCGAGAUCUUAAGCAUUCUACUAGAUUUUAUAUACACAGGACGAUGUGAAAUUACACAGUCUAAUGUUCAAGAGCUAUUAGCUGCAGCUGAUAUGCUACAGUUGCCGGAAGUUGUUGACGGCUGCUGCGACUUUCUCUGCCGCGAAUUACAUGCCACCAACGCAUUGGGCAUUCUCCGCUUUGCAGAAGCUCAUAAUUGUGAGACUUUAAAGAAAAGUGCAUUGAACUUUGUGCACUCAAACUUUCCGGCGAUAACCCUCGAAGAUGAAUUUUUAGACACACCACAAACUCUACUCGCUCAGCUACUUACUUCCGAGCAACUGCGUGUCGAUUCUGAAUCUCAAGUUUUCCAAGCGGCCCUACGUUGGAUAAAACAUGAUGUUACUCAACGUCGUUGCUACGUCUUCGACACGCUAUCACAUGUGCGUUUAGCACUUGUACCCGUCAAAGUAAUCGAUCAGGCAUUGAAGGAUUGCCGCGAUAUGUCCGUAAAGAUUGCCUUACGUUCUAUUUGUCGCGAUAUAGCCUCGAAGCGUGGCCAAUUAGUGCCACUACGUGUCUGUCCGCGUCAACAAGCUAAAAAGAACAUCUAUAUAAUUGGUGGUUCGCGACGUGAGUCACAACGUGACUGGACACCGUCCGAUUGUAUUUUCGAAACAGUCGCAAAGUUCGAUAUCUUUCGACGAGAGUGGUCCGAAACGGCACCAAUGGAAAUCGGACGCAUUCUGCCUGGUGUGGCUGCGUUGAAUGGAAAAAUAUAUGUCAUAGGUGGCGAACGUGGAUCUCAAAUUCUGGCUAACGGUGAAGUAUAUGACCCACAAACUGAUGUAUGGACACCGAUAGCACCAAUGAUUGUGCCGCGUUGUGAGUUUGGUCUAUGCACCUUUGGUGGCACACUGCUGGCGGUAGGCGGCUGGUUAGGUGACGAUAUAGGCGGUUCAAUUGAGUGCUAUGAUCCUGAAAAAAAUGGAUGGAGCAAGUUGGGGGAGUUGCCAGAACCACGUUUUAGUAUGGGCGUAGUAAGUUUUGAAGGACUUAUUUAUAUAGUUGGUGGCUGCACAACAUCAAGUCGUCAUUUGCCCGAUUUAAUAAGUUUCAAUCCCAUAACUCUCGAUUGGCAACCGAUGGCACGUAUGCGCACCGCCCGCUGUCAAAUGGGUGUAGCCGUGCUAAAUCGUCAUCUCUACGUAGUGGGCGGCAACAGUAGUUCACAGGAUGUGCUGAGCACAGUUGAGCGUUACAGUUUCGACGAUAAUAAGUGGGAGAGUGUGUGCUCUAUGUCUGUACCACGUGCUAUACCCGCUGUAGCUGCUGCUGAUGGGCUACUCUAUGUGGCUGGCGGCGAUCAGCCAUGCGAGGAUAACUUUUAUCGUGCUCAUAUCACAAUCAACGCCGUGGAAGCAUAUGAUCCCCUGACUGACACUUGGAAGAAUUGCCCUGAUUUGCCUGUUGGGCGCUCGGAGGCUGGCGCUGUCGUUGUUUAACGCAUAUUUAUGCAUAGCAACGUGACACUUUUGGGCAAUAACAACUGCUGCGUUUAUAUCGUUGUGCGUUUAGUGAAAAUUAUGAAGUGUUUUACGAAACGUAUGCGAUAAAUUUAAUAUACGAUAGAUAGGGUAUGCAUUUGUAUUAUAUGUAUUUCCUGAUUUCAUAAUAUUAUGAUUUUUUAAAAUAUUUUUACAUUCUAAAUAUAAAAUUAAAAUUAAGAUUUCGCAUUAAUAAGCCACAACUAUUCAUAUUACUUGAAAAUAUUAUUUUUGUAUAUUAUGAAUUUAUUAGAGUGCGAAUUGGAACGCCCUUAAACUCUUAGGGUUGCAAAUUUUUUAAUUGAAAAAUGUUGCAUUAAAAUUAAUUCAAUUUUUAAUUUUAAUUUUUUAUUAUAAGUUAAAUUUUCUUUGCUUAUUCAUAAUUUAUUUGAAACAACAACAAAAAAGUUUAUGGUUCUAAUUUCUGUUUUAAUAAUUGAGUUUAAAAAUUUUGUUUGGAAUUAAAAAUUCAAAAUUAUGAGAAAAUAUUACUGAUUUAAAAAUUUGAGUAACAAAUAGGAAAUUGUUUUCAAAUUAAAAACUGGAAUGGGAAAAAAGAAAAAUUGACAAAAUUCUAACCAAAAAACUGUAUUUAAAAUCAGUUAAAUAUCAAAGCGACAAGAACUAACAAACAAACUAUUUUAUUAAAAAUAAGCCUUAAUUUUGAAAAGUUAACAAAAGUGGUACGCAAACACGAAAAAAAAAUUCAAUCAAACUUUCUAUUGUUUGUGAUUGUUUUUUUUUUGAUCCGGUGUUUGGUAUUUUCGUUCCGAUAUUUGGAAUUGAACGUUGAAAAUUAUUUUUAAUUACGAAAUAAAUAAUAUUUAGUUCAAAUUUUAAUUCAAAUAUAUUGGAAUAAUUUGCAACCCUGAAAAUUAAAAUUAAAACGGCAACUACGUAUAAAAUUAAUAUAAACAAAACGUGCAAAUUGUUUUGAAAGUGCCUAACAUUGGUACGUAAACAUCAAUAAAUAAAUAAAUGAUACCAAAGUGAUCAAUAUAUUAUUUAAUGUUUUGUUGAACUUUUGAGCGCCAAGACUGUUGAAAAGUUCUUUCAAUUAUGUAUUUAUUCAAACCUUGCAGAAUUUUCUAAAAUGGAGUAAACAAAUAGGCUUCCAAUUGUAAUUGUUAACAAAACCUAAAUGAGAUAAAUAAAUACAGACAUAUGUCAAAUUUAGCAAGUAAAAUCGAAAUUCACCGUAUAUCUACAAAAAAUAUUUAAAAAGACUACAAAGUUAAUUUGAAACGCUAUAAUAUUAAAAAUUAUAAACUUACAUAUAACGGUGUCUUUUUCAUAACAAAACACAACAAAUGUAUGUAUGUAUGUAGGUAUCCUGUAGUGCGUAUUUAAAAUACUGUUAGCACUGUCCGUAAUAACUGCAAAUACAAAAUUAUCUGUGAAUAUGUUGUAACUAAUUGUAUUAAAAAAGCUUUUAUUAUACUAAAAUAGAAUGAAGUUAUGUGACACGUCUAAUUUAUGGUUGAACUAAUGUGUCUUUUUUUUGUAAUAACAGCAGCAAAUUAUGCUCAUAAUUUUUGCUUUCAAAAAACUUAAAACUGAGGAAAAAUCAAAUAAUAUAUAUACACAUACAUAUGUAAAGUAAAAUUUCAACGUUAACGCAUGGCUAAAAAAAAACAAAAACAAAAA